AUGGGGAAAUUCUGGGUAUUUUUCUUCUGUUUUUUCGCUUUGUUGGGUCCUUACAAAGCCUUUGGCAAUGUUAUUUUGAUCGGAAAGAAUGUCACUUUAUCGUUUGAAGAAACGGGAGCUACUUUUGCUCAACCAGUGAAAGGUUUUGGUAUAUGUGGCACAUUGCAUAUGGCCGAACCUUUGGAUGCAUGUUCGCCAUUGACUAAUAACAUUGUUUUGAAAACAAACUGCACCAAAUUUUCAUUUGUUUUGAUCAUCAGAGAGGGAUGCAACUUUGAGGAGAAAGUGAGAAGAGCACAAGCUGCAGGAUUCAAAGCGGCCAUUAUAUAUGACAGUGAAGAUGGCGAUCUAGUUGCAAUGGAAGGAAAUUCUGAUGGUAUAAAAAUAUAUGCAGUGUUUGUAUCCAAAGUUUCUGGUGAAACAUUGUCAAAUUAUGCUGGUGUUCCAAACACGGAGCUAUGGCUAGCCCCGAGUUUUGAAUGCUCAGCAGGGCUGAUCAUGGCUAUAGCUUUUGUUUCAUUAUUUGCCGUGGCUGCAUUUUUAUCUGUGUGUUUAUACUACCGGAGGCAUCAUACUGGAAGAGCACGGACUCGAGUUCCAUGCAUAAGGGAAUUCCAUGGGAUAAGUAGUCGCCUCGUGAAAGCCAUGCCAAGCCUAAUUUUUUCAUCUGUUUCGGAGGAUAAUUCUACGUCAAGUACAUGUGCUAUAUGUCUUGAAGAUUAUAAUGUUGGAGAGAUGCUUAGGAUUCUGCCAUGCCUCCACAAGUUUCAUGCUUUUUGCGUUGAUGCUUGGUUGACAUCAUGGAGAACAUUCUGUCCCGUUUGCAAAUGUGAUACAAGAAUUAAUACCGGAGAUCCACCAGCAUCAGAAUUUACACCGUUGCUAUCAUCCAGCCCGGCUUCUGUUUAUUCAUCUUCUGCAUUGUCAUCCAUUAGAUCACCAAUAGCAUCAUCCUCAGCCAUAAGGAUUGCCGCAUCAUCAUCUCAUUCCCCUUCGGUUUCCUGUCCCCGUUCCAUCUUUAGCAGUCCUUAUCACCAGCAGUUGCUUCAGUCUUAUCACCAAUCUCCUUGCCUUAGCACAAGCAGAAACUCAGUCGACCUCAGGGACCCAACUUCUCAAAGAUCUGGUGGUGCUUAUUUAGUUUCUCCUCACUCAUUAGGUUACCCCUCAUUAUCACCUGUUAACUCCAGAUACAUGUCUCCAUACAUUCCGAGUCCCAUCAAUGCCUCAUCAAGUUACUUCGGGUCUUCUAGUCAUCUGCCUAAUCCCCUUCACUAUAGCGAGUCGGCUUCAGGCUUUUCACCAUUUUCUUCUUCCCAGUCUCUUGCAGGGUGUUAA
Messenger RNA from Fraxinus pennsylvanica, 1338 nucleotides. NCBI's taxonomy places the organism in Eukaryota, Viridiplantae, Streptophyta, Magnoliopsida, Lamiales, Oleaceae. The record is from the annotation of a GenBank genome assembly.